Molecule: messenger RNA, 1239 nt
Organism: Rana temporaria (common frog)
Lineage: Eukaryota; Metazoa; Chordata; Amphibia; Anura; Ranidae
Gene: SH3YL1
Product: SH3 and SYLF domain containing 1
Exons: 10
Coding region: 35-967 (310 amino acids)
Cellular component (GO): ruffle membrane
Molecular function (GO): protein binding; phosphatidylinositol binding
Source: RefSeq, a predicted model, not a curated record
ACAAGUGAGUACAACACGUCUGAUAUAUUAUCUAAUGAGGGCUCAGAGGAAACCAUGGUGUUCUAUGUGGCCAGUGAAUAAUCCGAUUCCUUCCAACCUGAAGUCUGAAGCAAAGAAAGCAGCAAAAAUUUUAAGAGAAUUCACAGAAAUUAGUUCUAGAACAGGACCAGAUAAAAUUAUCCCAGCUCAUGUCAUUGCCAAAGCACAAGGCCUUGCCAUUCUGUCUGUCAUAAAAGCCGGCUUUUUGGUGACUGCUCGAGGAGGAAGUGGAAUAGUCUUGGCACGCCUUCCAGAUGGAAGAUGGUCUGCUCCUUCUGCUAUUGGCAUAGCAGGACUUGGUGGGGGGUUUGAAAUUGGAAUAGAAGUGUCUGAUUUAGUUGUCAUCUUAAAUCACAAAAGAGCAGUGGAAGCUUUUGCCAAAGGUGGCAACCUCACCCUUGGAGGGAAUUUCACAGUGGCCAUCGGACCUUUAGGAAGGAAUUUGGAAGGAGAUGUCGCUAUUCGAAGUUCUGCAGCAGUAUACACAUACUGUAAGUCCAGGGGACUGUUUGCUGGAAUAUCUUUGGAAGGGUCUGGUUUGAUUGAAAGGAAGGAAACCAAUCGCAAAUUUUACUGUCAUGAGGACAUUCGGGCCUUUGAGAUAUUGUUUGGUGAGAUUCCGCGCCCUUCCCAGGCUGAAGAGCUUUAUGAGAUUCUGGACACCUUCAAAGAAAAAUAUGAAAAUGAAGAACAGAAUGUUAACAUGAGGAAAAUGGCCAGAGAGCACAAAAAGGCCAAAGAAAUAUCAGCAAAGUCAACCAGACCACAUUCUUACCAAGCCGGAAAUGCAGAACAUAGAAGCACAGAAGCAAUCAGACCUACACAGAGAAGCUAUCCUGACCUCUCCAGUUAUAACAUGAAUGAACAAAGUUCUGUAACACCAACCACACAAACUGCAUCCAACAGAAAUAGAACCAUACUGUCUUGAUUAUGCUAUGUGUGGGGCCUAACAACAAAUGCAGGAAGUAUUUAAUGGCUAGUAAACUUAAAACACAAGUGAUUGGAGGCCCUAUUAAUAAACUUUUAUAGCUAUUACAUUAAAUGUUUACAUACUUUGAAAUAUAUUGCUUGCUUUUAACAUAUGCCAUGUAGCUGGAUAAGGUUGUUGUAUAUUACUGGCCAAGGAGAAAAUGUCUGUAUAGCUGUUCAGUACGAUUAUAAGACAGGAGGUAAACCUGUGAGAAAACAUCUCAUAUAAUG